This is a messenger RNA of Pseudophryne corroboree (corroboree frog), 4334 nucleotides long. RefSeq names its product SKI/DACH domain containing 1 (gene SKIDA1). The transcript has a single exon. The record is from RefSeq and is a predicted model, not a curated record. The coding region runs from base 497 to 2920 and encodes 807 amino acids. Lineage: Eukaryota; Metazoa; Chordata; Amphibia; Anura; Myobatrachidae.
UCAGCGUUGGCUUUAGGGGAAUUAAUUGAUGAAGGUGUCUCCGGACGGGCUCACUAUACUGUGUCAUUUUAUUUGGAGCUAUAGCAUCGGCGGGAGCAGCAGCUGGUGUCUCCUCUCUUUGCCACAUUCCAUUAUUCCAGGGUAGAAAUGGAGCAGGGGGCUUUAAAAGGACUCAGGUACGGGGCUUCGCAGCCUCUGCCUUGAACUGCUCUAACAAUGGAGAGCUAGUCUCCUUGCUUCUUUUACGCAGAGGCACUCGAGAGCUCCACUGUGGCUAUAGGAUUUCUAUUGCACACUGCCUAUCCAUGGAUAUAGAUGCAUAUAUAAAUGUAGAUGUGACUACAUGCGCUAUUCAUAGAGUUUGAAGAGCAAUAACAAACAGCCUUUGUCGGUUUUCUCCCUAGCAGGAUGCCUUGAGACUGCAAGCACCAGCCCCCUGGAUUUGCAUUUUUCUUUUCUUUUUCUUUUAUGGUUACCCGCAAAUGUUGGGGAUAAUAUGACCCGAGCAAUGGGAGAUCUGGAGUCGGGGUUUGAGGAGGUGGAUGGAGUCAGGCUGGGUUACCUGAUCAUUAAAGGCAAGCAGAUGUUCGCCCUGUCUCAAGUCUUUACAGAUCUCCUGAAGAACAUCCCCAGGACCACAGUGCACAAGCGAAUGGAUCACUUAAAAGUGAAAAAGCACCAUUGCGACCUGGACGAGCUGAGGAAGCUCAAAGCGAUCAACUCCAUCGCCUUCCACGCCGCCAAGUGCACUCUGAUCUCCAGAGAGGACGUGGAAGCCCUGUACACAUCCUGCAAGACUGAGAGGGUCCUUAAAACAAAAAGGAGGAGGAUAAGCAGGCCCCUGUCAACAAAAGAUCUGCAAGAGGAGCACCCAUCCCCCGACCCUUACUCCAGCUUUUGGAAGGAGAACAAAGUUUGGCUGCGUUUGAAUGAAUCUGCCCAGCCAAUAAAGAGAAAAGCAUUUGCUCCUGAAGACCCAGGCGCCCUACCGGCAGCUGAUCUACCUCAUUUUUUAAGUAAAUACACUGGUCACAGCUACCCAGAAAUUGCAAGGUCGCCUUGCAAAAGCCCCCUGAACUAUGAAACUAGCCCGAUCUCUGGGGACUGUGCAGCCGCUUUCCACUCCAGCCUGCCCUACAUCAGGGGCGUGCUGUGCAACAAGCACCCUGCCUACUACUACCACCACCACCACCACCACCACCAGACCACCGCCAUUGCCCAGCCCCGGCUGCGCGACCCUGUCGGGGAGACUUACAGAUGCAAAAGGAAAAGAUCUUCAAGUGGCAAGGACGCGUUCCACAGCGGCAGGAGGCUCCUCUUCAUCCCCAAACCCUACAGAUCCAAAGGGACGCCGGUGUGCCUGGAGCGCAUCCACCUGAUCCAUGGCUUCUGCACCCAGCACCUGGGUGCGCUGCAGGAGAGCCACAGCAGCGACUCAGAGUCUAGCUCUUACUCCGAGCAAGCUGGCAACGACUCGGAUUUUGGCUCCAGCCUGUCCAGCAGCAGCAACUCUGUGUCUUCGGACGAGGAGGAGGAAGAGGAGGAGGAGGAGGGCAGCCUGUCUGACUCCAGUGAUCUCAGCUCGGAAGAGGAGAGCUCCUCUGAGUCUGACAGCAGCUCUGUGUCCAGCCAGGUCUCGGUGGAAAGCAUUCGUUUCCGCAGAACCAGUUUUUCCAGCCCGGCUAAUAAGCUUCCCCACACUGCACAGCCAAACCCCCUGUGCCAGUUCCCCAGGCCCCCCAGCCCCAGCUCUAUUAAACUGGGGGAGAACAAGGCAAGUCACUGUGAGAUCAAAUCUGAGAGCCACGACUGGACCCACCAAGCCUGGGCACCCACCAAGACCCUCGGUAUUUGCUGCCCCCCUGGCCUAGGGGGCUCCUUUCCUGAGGCAAGGAGUAACAAAGCCUGUGGGAUCCAAUUGCCACUUUCUGGGUUCUCUUCUCAUGCAAAGAGGACUGACCUGACAAUUAACUGUGCAGCAGAGGGGGGCUCUUCACCUAGCCCAAAGAAAAACAAUGCAUUUCCACAACAAAGAAUACACAGAGAGGCAAAUCAGUGCCUUCAAUCAGCUCUCAAACAAUGCGUGGAAAGGAAUACCACGGCCCCCAGGCCCCCAAACUGUGUCCCUGCAUCCGCUGAGAAUGUGGAAAAUUUGACCAAAACACCAGGAGGAGCGGAUUUCCCUGCUGACCCUGGGCGGACGCGCAACGGGGACACAUGCACUGAUCUAUCAUUUCUGCACAAUGUUAAAAUUAAAAUCGAGGACAAUAGUGGUAGCGAGGAAUACGGCAAAGAUACACAGAAUAAGCUAAACUAUGAGUGCAAUGUUACUAAGGACGAGAUCGACAGCGAUGUGAGCGAGCAUAAAUCCGAGGAGGCUUUAUUGGAAGCCAAACAGGAUCCUGUGUGCACUGAGCAACAAACCACUUCUCUGGCAAAUUUGCUGGCUCCCAGUCAGACCCUUCCAUGCACUUUAGGUACACCCAAGCCUGAGGAAGGAGAUUACAAAUAUGGUGCUAAAGUGAGAAAAAACUACAGGACACUGGUGCUAGGAAAACGACCUCUGUUGCAGACACCACCCAACAAGCCAAAUCUGAAAUCAGCAAGGAGUCCCCGGCCCCCAGGUAAAAGUGAAUUUUAUGAAGGGACACUGGAUGGUUUCACAGUGACUAAUAGACGCAAAAGAUUAGCCAACAAUGUAGCAUCUACAAUAAAAAGACCUUUUAAUUUCAUGGCAAAUUUCCCCAGUCCACCGUCAUUGAUUAUUGGCAAAGACGGAGAUCUAGUCCCUGCCUACUCCUUAAACAGCACAAAGGAUUCUCUCACACCCCACAAGGCCCAUCCUAUUUGGAAAUGGCAGUUGGGUGGUUCAGCAGUACCUCUCCCUCCUAGUCACAAAUUCAGAACAUUUCAAUCAUAACACUCUUUUUUGGGUAUGUGUGGGGAGAUCCUCUUCUCCAAACAAAUGGUUGCAUCAGCCGGUUUUAUAUAUAUUUUAAUAUUAUUAUUUUUAUUAUUAUUAUUUUGGAAUUAUUUGUCGUGACAUCUCGUGGAGAAGGAAAGUGGAUAAAAAUUUGAAUUUGCAAUAUGGAGGUUUGUUUGGUUACAUUCCGCAGACUACUCAGUGCUUACAGACAAACAUUAUUCCUGGUCUUGAAUGGAAGUUGAUGUUUUUUCUAAAAAAAAUAUAUUAUUAUUUUUUUUAUGUUAUUAUUAUUUUUUACAAAGCACCCGGUACCUCAAUUCUUCUGCAACAAACACAUGUCAAAUCGUUUCAAAAUAAUAAAACAACAGUAUGAGCCAUCGCAUUUACUGCACUAGUUUUUUGGAAAAUUGAAGACUGACUUUUUUAAUUGGUUGCACAGUGUUGGGUCACCAAUAAUUAUAUGUGGCAGUUAAAAAAAAAAAGUUCUGUUUUUUUAUUUCAAGAGUAGUUGCACUUAACCCAUUUUUUUUAUGUGAACUGGAAUGGUCUUGGUUUGUGUUUAUCUCAGGCCUUGGGAAAAUAAGCUGCCUCAACAACUAGUAAAAUAAAUAUGUCAUUGUAUUUUUGUUAAAUGCUGUAUUUUUAACUGCACAAUCGUACAUGUGUUAGUGGAAUCCCAUUAAUUGUAUGCAUAGGCCUUCCAUUAGCUGUCACUCCAGUAACAACCUCUUAUGAUAUGGCUGGAGAUGAAUCUGCCUAUUUACAGUCUCACCAAGAAAACAAAAAUAACGAAACAUAGUUAUGGCUUAUGAAAGAGACAUUAUAAUCGUGCAGAUGAGACGAGGGUCAUAGUAAAAUGUGACUGGAGCGUGUGGUGUGUUGAUAUUCUGUUUGUUUUGACUUGUUUGUAUUUUUUGGUUUUGUUUUGGCUUAAAAAACGACAAAGAAAAAACAACAACCGCUGCCAUUAACGCCGACGAUAAACUACAAUUAUUAUUCAUUGUAGCUGAAAACUUGAAUGAUCAUUACCACCUUGAUUUUUUAUUUUAUUUUUUAAACAGGAGAAUACUGCACAUGACAAUCAGAGUCAGUUCUCUACUUUUGCACUUAUGACUGAACUACGUAAAUAUUGUAGAGACCCAUUUGGUGUAUACUUUUCUUGUGUAAUGUUGUGUUGAAAGCAGUAAAUAAAAAAAGAAAAAAAAAAGGAAAAAGAACAGCAAGGAAAUUUGCACUGUUGAAAAGCAUGUUUCACCUUCAUUUCAAAUUAAAAAAAGAAAAACACUGUUUUCUUGAAAACCAGAUUCAGAACAUCCUGAAUUAUUAUUAUUAUUAUUCCAGCCUCGAGUCUGAUUGAGUGAACAAAAAUAAAAAUAAAAUAAAUUUAAAGGUUGUGUUCAGCAUUUUG